Molecule: messenger RNA, 819 nt
Organism: Diabrotica balteata
Lineage: Eukaryota; Metazoa; Arthropoda; Insecta; Coleoptera; Chrysomelidae
Source: the annotation of a GenBank genome assembly
AUGGCCGAUUUGCAUUUAAACGAUACAAAUUUGUCGCAAAAUCGGACUUCGUUUCUUAUUGAGGAUAUUCUGUACAGACAAAAGUCUGAACAGGAACAAAGUGUUGCUGUCGAUGUUAUUAAUCGGGAAAAAGUGUUUCCGUAUCCGAAAGUUAUAGAUAAGAGAGUGUCACCAGAGAAAAACGGUUAUAGUUACUUUCAGUCUAACGUAGUGCCGGGAGGAAUGGUUCAAAGUUUUCCGCAGCAUGAGAAUGGGUAUAUCCAGGUGAUGGGAGCUCUUGGUGCCUAUCUAGGACCACCUUAUAAGAAUAUGACGGAUCCGUAUUUCCUAACCCAAGGCAUUCCUUUUCAUCACGCCCUCUUUGGUAGUUCAGCUAGUGAAAUUUCUUUAAAUGCUCUGAAACACUGUAGAAGAAGGAAAGCCAGAACAGUCUUUAGCGAUCCUCAGUUAACCGGUCUAGAAAAAAGGUUUUCCGCCCAGAGGUACCUGUCAACGCCGGAACGUGUAGAGCUAGCCAGUGCACUGAGUCUUAGUGAAACACAAGUUAAGACGUGGUUUCAAAACAGACGAAUGAAACACAAGAAGCAGUUGCGGAAAGUUCAGGAAGAAAAAGUGAAUGGUAGUUCUGUAAAGGUUCCAUUGGGAUCGUCAGACAAAUUAGGAACUAGUCCAAAUUUAGCAUCGAUGUCUCAAGACAAAAAUAUGACAGCUGGCAGCUCGGGUAUGUCAGUAACCAAUUCCGAUGUUAGUGAUUGCGAUAGUGACAUUGAUAUAGUUGGAGACGCCAAACAAAUGAACUACCCUUACAAAAGGGUUUAA